CAUCGCUAUAUGUGCUUUUAACUGUUCAAAGGGCAUUGUAUAGUGAUUUUGAGUGAGAUUUUUCAGAUGCCAUUACGAGGUGUUAAGGUUUUAGAGUUUGUGGGAUUAGCUCCUGGGCCAUUAUGUGGCAAAAUACUUACAGAUUUCGGUGCUAGCGUAACCCGCAUAGACAAGGUACUAAAUAAUUCCUUCGAUGUUCUGCAUCAUGGUAAGAACACUGUGGUGAUUGAUAUAAAAAAGACGGCAGGUCAGCGGAUUGUACAGCGGCUUGCUCGAAAAUACGAUGUCAUAAUUGAACCAUUCCGCCCCGGUGUCAUGGAAAAGCUUAAUUUGGGACCUGAUCUAUUGUGCUCUACCAAUCCGCGCUUAAUUUAUGCGCGUCUGACAGGAUUUGGACAACAAGGCCGACUUGCAAAUCGUGCCGGACAUGAUCUAAAUUAUGCAGCCAUAUCUGGGGUACUAUCGAUGCUGGGUCGUGAGCACGAGAAACCAACGGCACCCAUCAAUAUUUUAGCAGAUUUUGCAGGUGGAAGUGUUAUGUGUGCAUUGGGUAUAUGCUUGGCAUUGUUAGAACGCUAUAAAUCUGGAAAAGGUCAGGUUGUGGAUGCAGCGAUGGUUGAGGGCGCUGCAUACGUUGCCAGCUGGUUAUUUAUGUCCAGGAAUCUCGACAUUUGGAGUCAGCGAGAACAGCGUGGAACGAAUUUGCUUGAUGGUGGCGCUUACUUCUACGACACCUACAAAACAAAAGAUGGCCUUUUUAUGUCGGUGGCUGCAUUGGAACCGAAAUUUUUUGCUUUAAUUAAGGAUCGCUUGAAUUUACCUGAAGAACUGUCGCAAUAUGGAGAACAAGAUCAAGCCCAAGGUAGACAGCUAUUAACGGAUAUAUUUCUGACAAAAACGCAAGCCGAAUGGUCAGAAAUAUUUGAAGAUAUAGAUGCUUGUGUCUAUCCCGUUUUGGAUUGGCAGCAAGCCCAUAAGCAUGACCACAAUGCCGAGCGUCAUUCUUUUGAGCGAGUUGACGAUAAUUGGGCGCCUCGUCCGGCACCUCGUUUAAGUCGGACGCCUGGUAAGCUACGCACAACUACAGAAACUGAUGUAAAGAACUUCCUUGAUGAGCUGGACGUAAAACCGGAGAAACUACGGCAAUUGCAAGAAGAGGGAGUAUUAAUAUUGCCGAUUAGGCAAAAACUGUAGCUAACUGUAAAUAAAAGUCGUCUUCAAAAAGUUUUUAGCAUUCAAAAUACUUUUAUUAUUUUCCUUGCACACAAACACAAUUACAAUUCUUAUUCAUCACGUACAAACUAUCAGUCAUCCAUUGCUUAAGAUCAUUUAAGCCGCAUUUUAAACAUACUUUUCAUUUAACAAAAUAAUUCUCAUUUUUGCAUUAUAGAAAUCAUUAUGGUUUUAUUCCAUUUGAUUCAAGAACAACUUGACCAGACGAGAAAUUUCUAUUCAGAUUCACACUCUUCACGCAUGCUAAACUAUUCGCACACACGCUUUGUGGUAAAUGACAAUAGAGAAGAUACACCAUACUCACUUAAUUGUUAAUCAAUUGUUUUUAAUUCAAUUAUUUUUGAAGCACCGCGCGUCAGCGUAACCUUUUCAUAAUAAUUUCAUUAAUGUGAAUGUAUGUUUACGUAUUAGGUAUGUUUACAUACACAUAUGCA
This is a messenger RNA of Drosophila hydei, 1667 nucleotides long. RefSeq names its product alpha-methylacyl-CoA racemase (gene Amacr). Bases 67 to 1194 code for a protein of 375 amino acids. Gene Ontology annotation, biological process: bile acid metabolic process. The record is from RefSeq and is a predicted model, not a curated record. Lineage: Eukaryota; Metazoa; Arthropoda; Insecta; Diptera; Drosophilidae. Gene Ontology annotation, cellular component: mitochondrion. The transcript has 2 exons. Gene Ontology annotation, molecular function: alpha-methylacyl-CoA racemase activity.